Sitophilus oryzae (rice weevil) is the source of this 1472-nucleotide messenger RNA. RefSeq names its product enoyl-CoA delta isomerase 3, peroxisomal. The transcript is spliced from 2 exons. Lineage: Eukaryota; Metazoa; Arthropoda; Insecta; Coleoptera; Curculionidae. The coding region runs from base 324 to 1073 and encodes 249 amino acids. The record is from RefSeq and is a predicted model, not a curated record.
GAUCCACACAUGAUCCACAUCCACACCUUUACCCACAAAUUCAUGAUUUUUAUAUGCAGAAAUCGAAAUUUGGUAAAAUUUUAUCUAAAAAGAGUAUGGUUUAUUAGGUUUUGUUGAAACAAAUAAAUAAACAAGAAACAGCUGAUUGAACUAAUCAUUGGAACCAUUGGAACUAAUGAACAGCUGUUUCUUGUGAAUCAGAAAUCAUUGUUUUUUCUAUAGUUUUUCCAUAUUUUUUACAAUAAAUGUUAUUUAAGUUAAUGUUCUGUGAUUUUUAAACGUUCCUCAUUGAAAGCGCCGUAUUACAAAAGUAAAAAGCAUAUAUGAUGACAAAUACAAAUGAUAUUUUAACUACUUUGAAAAAUGGAGUUAGAAAGAUUACGUUUAAUCGCCCACAAAAGAAAAAUGCUUUAAAUAAACAAAUGUAUUUAAAAUUAAUAGACUUAUUGAAUGGAGAUGCAAAAAAAGACGAUGUUAUUAUCACAAUAAUAACAGGAAAUGGCGAUUUCUAUAGCAGCGGUAACGAUUUCAGCGAAGCCAGUAAUGAAACAGGUCUUGCUACAGUCAAAAAUCUAGUACAAGCUUUUAUUGACUACCCAAAGCCAAUAAUAGCUGUCGUUAAUGGUCCAGCUAUAGGAAUUGCAGCAACAAGUGCAGCUUUGUGUGAUGUUAUCUAUUGCUCAGACAAGGCCUAUUUUCAAACACCCUUUGUCAAACUAGCUAUUUGUGCUGAAGGGGCAUCAAGUUAUUUAUUUCCAAGAUUGUUAGGACGUAGCAAAGCUUCAGAAUUAUUACUUUUGGGCGAAAAGCUAUCUGCUCAAGAAGCAUACAAUUUUGGUUUUGUUUCUAAAGUAAUUCCUCAUGAAGAGAUUCAAACAUUCACUGAUAGUUUAUAUAAAUAUGGUAGUUUACCUCUGAAUUCUGUAAAAGUAAUAAAACACUUAAUUAUGAUAAAUUUAAAAAAUACUUUAUCAGAUUGUAAUAAGAGAGAAAUGCUCAGUUUAGUGGAAUGUUUAAAAUCUGAUGAAUUUUCACAGGCUUUUAUGAAUUAUUUUUCUAAAAGUAAAUUAUAAAUUAUGAGAGAUCCUAGAACUCCUGUAAUUUCCUUUGCAUUUAAUCUUACAAUUUAGAAAAGUUGGUAAUCAAUUUUCGGUUGUUGGAUCACUUUAAUUAAAGUUUCUAGACUUUAAGUCUUAUGCAAGUAAUGAACUAUAUGAAAUUAUAUAAACAUAGUAUGUGCAUACAUGCAUCCAUCAUGCAUUGUUGAUAUUAUCCAAUUUGAUUGGUCUCUGUGAUUGGUCUAUUUCAAAAAAUGACAAUUCAUACUUUAGUAUGAUUAGAGUGACGGAUGACGCAGGACGGAUGGAUGUAUACCCACAUUUAGAUAAAUCUGUGAAUUUGAUUACCCUUACUUGUUUUAUUUAAGAUGAUUUUAUACUGGGUUUAAAAAUAUUGAAAAAGUUUUUUUUAAA